AUGGCUUCUCUUUCAUCUGCCAUGAAGUCAUACUCAAACAUAAGUUCACACUUUGAUGAGGAACAAUGGAUCAUUCAAAUUCGUCAAGCCCUAGACGAAGACCUUGAAGAAAAAACCCAAGAAAUCCCAGUCAGCAUCUUCCACGUCCCAAGAACCCUAAAGGCUAGUAAACCAGAUUGUUACAUUCCACAAGAAGUUGCAUUUGGCCCGUACCAUUAUUGGCGUCCCGAGCUCUAUGAAAUGCAGAGGUAUAAGCUCGCAGCAGCACAAAGAAUCCAGAAACAACUCAAGAACCUGAGGUUUCAUCAACUUGUUGAAGAGCUCGUAAAGUAUGGGCCUAAGACUCGUGCUUAUUACCACACGUACCUCGAUUUCAAUGGCGAAACGUUGGCUUGGAUGAUGGCCGUUGAUGCUUCAUUCUUGCUUGAAUUUCUUCAAAUCUUUGCAAUCAAAGAAGGUAACAAAAAGUUACUAACCAGUGUCUCAUCAAGAAUGUCACAUUUGCUUGAUAUUGCAGGGGCAAAAUCUGCACACAACGCCAUUCUCAGAGAUAUGGUGAUGCUUGAGAAUCAAAUUCCAUCAUUUUUACUGAGAAAGAUGUUAGAAGUUCAAUUUUCAUCAGUAGAAUUAGCAGAUAACAUGUUGGUUUCAAUGUUGAUUGGGUUCCGUAGAGAGCUCUCUCCAUUCAAGAUGAAGGACGAAGAACACCCACAUAUUCGAGUUUGGGAGCAUGUUCACCUGCUAGGCGUUUUGUACAGUUCAAUCGUGCCGGAAUCGGAAGUACCAUCGGAAAUAACUGAAGUCGAGGAAGAGAGAGAAAAGGAAGGUGAAGGUAAAGAUGAAGAAAGUAACAUUUUGGGGGAGGCAAAUUACAUCAAACAAUGCGUUGAUGAGGUUUGGAAGUUAAUUAUGAAAUUAGGUCAUGUUAAGAUACGUUUCAUCAAGAGAUUAGUAUUUUCAAAACCUAUUCAAGUCAUAUUAAAAUUGCCAUGGAAAAUUAUUUCUAACCUUCCUGGAUUCAAAGUCUUUAAACUUGCUUCUGAAUGUUUAUGCUUUCCACAAGAUAAAGAAAACGUUAAGCCAGUAAAUGACAGUAGUAGUUUGAACAGCACUGGAAAACCUCCAUUGGUGGAGGAGAUUUCAAUCCCUUCUGUCACAGAACUCUCCAAAGCUGGUGUGAAAUUUUCACCCACUAAUGGUGGCAUUUUAAAUUUAGGGUUUGAUUGUAAAACUGUUACGUUGUACCUACCCACCAUAAAUAUAGAUGUUAAUACAGAGGUGAUCUUGAGAAACUUGGUUGCUUAUGAAGCCUGUAAUGCAUCUGGACCGUUGGCUCUCACUCGUUACACGGAAUUGAUGAAUGGGAUUAUUGAUACGGCGGAGGAUGCUAAGUUACUCAGACAGAGAGGGAUUAUUGUGAAUCGUUUGAAGAAUGAUGAAGAGGUGGCCAACCUGUGGAAUGGGAUGAGUAGGUCUAUGAGAUUGACGAAAGUGCCCUUCUUGGAUAAAGUGAUUGAGGAUGUGAACAAGUAUCAUGGCAGUAAAUUGACGGUUAAAGCUGGGAAAUUCAUGAAGGCUUAUGUGUUUCAGUCAUGGAAGUUUCUCUCACUGUUUGCUGCUAUUCUGCUCUUGUUGUUGGUGACUUUCCAAGCGUUUUGCUCUGUUUAUAGCUGUUCUCGAAUCACUCAUGAACAUCUUCAGUGA
Molecule: messenger RNA, 1704 nt
Organism: Ilex paraguariensis (yerba mate)
Lineage: Eukaryota; Viridiplantae; Streptophyta; Magnoliopsida; Aquifoliales; Aquifoliaceae
Source: the annotation of a GenBank genome assembly